UUGGAUAGUCCCACAGAGGCCUUAGAAAGUGAAGUGAAGUGAAGUGAUCUAUUCUGUACAAUAGUGAGAGCAAUUGUGGUGCCCAUUAAGAUUUUCUAUCACAGCUGCAUUUAUUCCCGGCUGUAGGCUUUUUACUUUGGUUUUUUGUACGUCCGGGUCCGCCGGCCAUUCUAUUACUCCUAUAACCUCUACUGCCAGUCCUCUUCUACUGCCUUCUUGUAUCCUCUCAGCGACAACUACAAUUUAUUGCUCAACAAUGAAGCGGCUCGACCAGUUUCGGCGUCCCUCGCCGCCGCAGGCGUCUAAUGGAGGAAACAACAACUACACGAACUGUUCCUACGAGCCCGACGCGAAGCGGCCGCGGCUGACGCCCUUACCGCCCUCGGCACAGAGGCUUCAGCAACUCGAGCAACAUAUUCACUGCAAAAAUGUCUGA
This is a messenger RNA of Amoebophrya sp. A120, 436 nucleotides long. The record is from the annotation of a GenBank genome assembly. NCBI's taxonomy places the organism in Eukaryota, Dinophyceae, Syndiniales, Amoebophryaceae.